AUGAAUCUCUUUUCCUCCCUCCUCAAGUCCACCACCGAGCAGGUGAACAAUUUGGGAAAGUCUGCCGCUGAUAUGAUAAACUCCAUUGCCGCUUGUUCUCCGCUAACCGACACUCAGGUUGCUUUACCGCCGCCGUUAUCAGGCGACAAUGACCAAACCACCGAUGAGAAAGAGUCCUCUUCAAUCAGUGACGAUGCUGCUGUUGAUAAGGAGGAGGAAAACGACCUUUCAAAGAUAUUUUUGGCCAGCGCCAAAAGCUUUGGAUCAGUCGUCACCAAGUCGACACUCAACUUGGGCUCCAGUGUCUUAAAGAAGGGAAAAGAGAUUGUUUCUUUGAUGGAAAGCUCAGCUCAAGAGAACACGGUAAAACAGGCGGAAUCAGUUGACGACGCUUUAGCUCCUUUGUGGACUUGCCUGGAUGUGAAGGCGAGUGAAGUAAAGGAAAAGAUACUUGCCCUGUCAUCUGAUCGACGCAAUUUUCUGCGACCUCCACCCAUUGACUUUGCCUUCGACUUGGAAGCCUCGGCACCGAUGGCAAAGGCCCUUCUAUGGGAAGAUGAACUGCUUCAGAAUAUGCGCUAUUUGCUGGUGCCCAAAGAGGUCACUGAGGAAUCCUUCUGGCGCAAUUACUUUUACCGCAUUUCACUCAUCAAACUGGAAGCUUCAAUGGAGGACAUUUCCGAGCCUACCGCUAAUGAUGCUGAUGAAUCGCCAGCCAGUGAGCAAUCCGCUGCUGCUGACUCGUUGAACACCGACGAAUGCGAACUGGUCAGCGACUUGACCGAUCUGGAGUUGGAAACCGUCGAGGCGGUCAACGAGGAAGAAAUCAAUUUAGAACUGUCCGAUUUUAAGCUCUCAUCUAAUUAA
Molecule: messenger RNA, 867 nt
Organism: Rhagoletis zephyria (snowberry fruit fly)
Lineage: Eukaryota; Metazoa; Arthropoda; Insecta; Diptera; Tephritidae
Source: RefSeq, a predicted model, not a curated record